This is a messenger RNA of Megalops cyprinoides (Indo-Pacific tarpon), 831 nucleotides long. RefSeq names its product troponin I, fast skeletal muscle-like. The coding region runs from base 70 to 600 and encodes 176 amino acids. Gene Ontology annotation, cellular component: troponin complex. Lineage: Eukaryota; Metazoa; Chordata; Actinopteri; Elopiformes; Megalopidae. The record is from RefSeq and is a predicted model, not a curated record. The transcript has 7 exons. Gene Ontology annotation, biological process: muscle contraction.
GUCUAACCUCCACCUCGCCUGCACCGCUUUCCUCCUCUUGCAAAGUAGGGUGUUGAACAAACCGGCAAGAUGUCUGAAAAAAAGUUGACAUCGAGCCGAAAGCAUCAUCUGAAGAGCUUGAUGCUUUCGAUCGCCCAGAGCAUGCUGGAGGCAGAGGCAGCUGAGGCAGAGCAGGAGAAAAAGAAGUACAUGGAGGAGAACUGCCCCCCACUCAGCCUGCCCGACAGCAUGCAGGAGCUGCAGGAUCUAUGCAAAAAGCUUCAUCAGAAGAUUGAUGUUGUUGAUGAGGAGAGAUACGACAUGGCUGCCAAAGUUACCAAGUGCAACAAGGAGAUUGAUGAACUGAAGAUUAAAGUGAUUGACCUGAAGGGCAAGUUCAAGAAGCCAGCGCUGAGGAAAGUGCGUAUGUCUGCUGACGCUAUGCUGCAGGCUCUGCUGGGCUCCAAGCACAAGGUGUCCAUGGAUCUGAGAGCCAACCUGAAACAAGUGAAGAAGGAGGUGAAAGAGGAGGAGAAGGAAGCGGUCGGUGACUGGCGUAAGAACAUCGAGGACAAGGCUGGCAUGGACGGCAGGAAGAAGAUGUUUGAGGCAGAGGCCUAAAUGGGUUGUAUUUGCUGGGGCUGACAUUUGUUUUUCAGUAGGUUUUGGAAAUAGGCCACACUUCGUUCACCAUUCGCACUCUCUUUGUCUUCAUGAUUAUUCUGUUGUUGUUUUUGCACAUGGUCAUAUUUAUUGAGGUACAGUGUAGUGGGAAAGCCUAAUGCGCACAUCUGUAGCAGUUAUGGAUCGACAACUUACUUGCCUCUUACUAUCUUGGAGGUAUGCAGUUAU